Procambarus clarkii (red swamp crayfish) is the source of this 1159-nucleotide messenger RNA. The record is from RefSeq and is a predicted model, not a curated record. NCBI's taxonomy places the organism in Eukaryota, Metazoa, Arthropoda, Malacostraca, Decapoda, Cambaridae.
AUGUUCGGCAUUCCAGAAGUUGAUGGUGUGUUUCUCCUGGUUGACGCAUGUGGGUCUCACAACACCUGCACAUGUGUAGCAGCCACCACCACAGUGUCGAGGGUGACCCUGGCUGGCCGCACUGCCAAGUUACCAUGUGAACUUCCAGCGACGGUGGACAGACCCACUCUUAUACUCUGGUACAAGGAUGAAGCUACUAAACCAUUUUACAGCUUCGACGCCAGAGAGACCUCGCGAGGGCACCACAAGGUCCAUGAGAACUCCCGCCUCGGUAGGAGGUCACGCUUCACCCUCGAAACCAUCCCCAACUUCAGGGCACGAUUGGGUUUUUUGGAGGUGGAGAACAUCACUUUGGCGGACGCUGGCAACUAUACCUGUCGGGUUGACUUCAUGACGUCACAAACAUUGAUGUCAUUGCUCCAGCUGACUGUCCAUGAGGAGAUUCGAAGCCUAGAGAUCUUUGAUGCAUACGAGACCAUGAUAAGUCAGGUGGUGGGGCCGUACGAGAUCGCUUCCAGGGUGGUGCUGUCCUGCCGGGCGUACGGUGGUUAUCCACCUCCCGUGGUGAAGUGGAUGUCAGGGAACGAUGUGGUGGAGAGAUCAUGGUUGCAGCACCAACACUCCCACCAAGACGCGGGGAUAGGUGUUGGGAGCACCCCCUUCGUCAGCGCCAACACGGACGCCAGCCUCCACCACUACCAUCACCAUCGCCAGACGGAGCAGGGCCUGACGGUGGUGAGUUCGAAGCUGCUAUUGCCGUCGCUGACCAGGGCGGACCACGAGAGGCAACUCAAAUGUGUCGCCAGCAACACCAACCUCACCCACGAUCGAUCUCGUGUCGUCACUAUUGAGAUGUACUUGCCCCCUUUGGAGGUGGAGGUGGAGGGGGUGGAGGUUGCCCUCAGGGCUGGAGUCGAGGCCACCUUAGCGUGCAGGUCUGCUGGCUCCAGACCUCCAGCAGUCCUCACCUGGCAGAUUGACGGGACUUCGGGAAUUACUCCGCUUCCCCCACAUUCGUCGUUGGACCAAAACACGACCACUAGGAGGGGUCGGUUGCUUCCAACCCCAGACGACAAUGGACGCACAGUCGCCUGCACGGCUACCAACCCCAAGGUCUCACAGUACACCAUAUCCACAACUGCUGUCCUUCGUGUUCACU